This is a messenger RNA of Emiliania huxleyi CCMP1516, 1140 nucleotides long. RefSeq lists its product as hypothetical. Lineage: Eukaryota; Haptophyta; Isochrysidales; Noelaerhabdaceae. Gene Ontology annotation, cellular component: plasma membrane. The record is from RefSeq and is a predicted model, not a curated record. The coding region runs from base 1 to 1140 and encodes 379 amino acids. Gene Ontology annotation, molecular function: calcium ion binding. The transcript has a single exon.
AUGUUCCUCCAUUGCGCUCGCGCGCGUCCCCUGAUUCGCGAGCUUCCCUUGGCACGAGGUUUCGAGCUUUCCUUGGCACGAGGCUUCCGCUGCACCAGUCGGAGGCUCUGCGAGAACGCGGCGGCAUCCGCGGCGUCGCAGAAGCCGCCUGCAGACCACAAAGCAGCCGACGAAAAGGCGCUCAACUUCCUGGCAGAGCGCGGUAGCAGCCUCGGCAUUCGGCUGUCGCUCAGGGAACGGCAGCUAAUAAUCGAGGCGGCGGACACCGACGGUGACGGUAAGAUGUCCAACGAGGAGUGGGACCGACUCGUCAGCCGGCACGCGAUGGCCUCAAACGAGCGUCUAACUCUUGCGCAGUUCAUUCUGAGGUCGAUUGAUCAGCAGCACGGCCAGCAGUUGCUGCGCGUUACGGCAAGAGUCGGCGCCACCUUCUUCGCCGUGACUGGCGCCAACGUGGCGGGCGAGUGCGGCAUGCACGUCUUCGGCGCCACACUCGUCGGCUGCAUCACUGGCCUCGCGGGCGGCACCAUCAACUCGCUGCUAAUCGGCAGCACCGUCGGCUGGACGCGCGAUCCUGCCCUCCUGGCCUACUGCAUGGCCGCGUGUGUCGCUGGCUUCUACCUCUGGCCGCUCGCUGACCGGCUGAUGCAACCGGAGGGCGGGAGCGGCGCUCCACCCGGCAGCGACUCCGUCGUACGCUACAGCAUCGAGUCGGUCGCGCUCGGGGCGGCAGCGGUCGUCGCGGCGCAGCAAGGCAUCGUGCAAGGGCUGCACCCUCUCAUCAGCUUGUGCCUCGGAGUGACCAUCGCCUUCGGCGGGGCGGGGCGCGAUCUGCUGUGUGGCCGCGAGGUGCGGCUCAACCACAUGUCGGGCAGCCAGUCUUACGCCGUCGCCGCCUUCUCUGGCGCCGGCGUGUACGUCCUUCUGCGCGAGCUGCACGUCUGGAACUGCAGCGGGUCGAGCGUGAAGCUGGUCACCGGCGGGGUCCCGAUCGGCCUGCGGAUCGCAAUGGGAGUGGGCACGAGCGUCGCUAUCCGCGCGUAUGCUUGGUGGCGGCGCCCCGACGACCUCUUCUGGUCGAUGGACGCUGCCGCGACGGCGAACGAAGAGUGGCUGUCGAGGCUGCUGCGGUCACAGUGA